Molecule: messenger RNA, 681 nt
Organism: Oldenlandia corymbosa var. corymbosa
Lineage: Eukaryota; Viridiplantae; Streptophyta; Magnoliopsida; Gentianales; Rubiaceae
Source: the annotation of a GenBank genome assembly
AUGUUCCUCACCAGGACUGAAUAUGACCGCGGAGUCAACACUUUCUCCCCGGAAGGUCGACUCUUUCAAGUUGAAUAUGCUAUUGAAGCUAUCAAGUUGGGUUCGACGGCAAUUGGAUUAAAGACUAAAGAAGGAGUUGUUUUGGCUGUUGAGAAGCGCAUUACCUCUCCACUCCUCGAGCCAAGCAGUGUGGAGAAAAUUAUGGAGAUUGAUGAACAUAUUGGAUGUGCAAUGAGUGGAUUAAUUGCUGAUGCCCGAACUAUGGUUGAACAUGCGAGGGUUGAAACUCAGAAUCAUAGAUUUUCAUAUGGUGAGCCAAUGACUGUUGAGUCAACUACCCAAGCUCUUUGUGAUUUAGCCUUGCGUUUUGGCGAAGGGGAUGAAGAGUCCAUGUCAAGACCUUUCGGGGUGUCUCUACUGAUUGCUGGUCAUGACGAACAUGGCCCCAGCUUGUAUCAUACAGAUCCGUCAGGCACAUUCUGGCAAUGCAAUGCAAAAGCUAUUGGAUCUGGCUCUGAAGGCGCUGACAGUUCUUUACAAGAGCAAUACAAUGAGAAUCUGACACUUCAGGAAGCUGAAACCAUUGCACUUUCCAUCCUUAAGCAAGUUAUGGAAGAAAAGCUAGUUGACAGGAUGGAUAUUUGUAAGCGCUUGUGGUCAUGCAACAAGGUUGCUCCAUGA